Messenger RNA from Symbiodinium sp. CCMP2456, 1151 nucleotides. NCBI's taxonomy places the organism in Eukaryota, Dinophyceae, Suessiales, Symbiodiniaceae. The record is from the annotation of a GenBank genome assembly.
GAACUCGCGACGCUCUCCUUCGCGGACGACGCCGCUACAACGGCAAAAUCACGUCCUACAACUUAAAGCCGAAGCUCCCGCUGCCCGGCGCAGCUGCCACGGGAUUCGCUUUGAGCGACAUGUGGGGCACGCUGAAGGCGAGAGAGUGCCACGUGAUUGUCGAUGGAGAAGUUUGGACCGGCCGAUUUGCAGUGUGGCGCUAUCCAGCAAUGUUGGCCUCUGACAUAGAGGUCUGGACAGCGAAACCGCUUCCGAGUUGCGCGAAGUACAUCCCCAACAACUGCAUCAUAUGCAGCCGUGAAGGCGGAGGCGCAGUAAACCUGGGUGAUGGAGACUACGAUGGGGACGAGCUCAUGAUUUGUGGUUGGGACAAGCUGCUCGAUUUCCUUGACAACACCCCAUCCGAGCUUAGCGUCCCAGAGCUUCGGCGAGCGCGCCAAGAAAUCCUGGAGUCGCUGCCUGACAAGCCUCCAGCUGCGCUUACUUCCGUAGGCCAGUACAGGGAUUUCUGUUCUAGGGCGGACACUGCUCCUGUCCGGGGUAGGGCAUGUGCAAUGGCUGAAAGGGCCCAGCACGUUGCUUUUAAAUCUCUUAUUCCGGCCGGCGAUGGCUCCUUGCUGCUGGCUGUUAGUCUGGCGCAAGUGGCUCACAUGGCCUACGAUGUCCCCAAGAAGUACAAUGCCGAGGCUGUAUUGGGACUUGGCGCCGCAUUGCUAUCAGAUGCCGGCAUUUCUCCGCGGGCCGAGCGGGCUUCCACAGAAAUUGUGGAGUCGCUCCAGAUGGGGUACGAAGACCCGGUCUCGCAGUUACCAGCGCCGGGCAAUUUUCCUGGCAGACCGGUUACGGCUGGCAUGGUCUGGAUGCCCCGGAGAGAAGUCAAGCUCUCUGCCGAAGCAGGAGCUGCCUUGCGGGGAAUUUUGCUCCGGCCACGCGGCCCAUUUGAUGGCCUCGAGGACGACGCAACGCGCGUUCCUCUGGAGGCGGUAGGGGGGCUUGUCGCCCACCGCUUGGUCAACUCCGUCGGCAACUUGAGAGAUCAUGCCGAGUCGGAGGACCCUGCUUUUCUUUUGUCCACUGUUCCCGAGGCCACUUUGCGCUGCAAGGAGAUGGGAACGUGGAAUCAUCUUUUGAAUUGUCAGCUGAGGUUUUAA